This is a messenger RNA of Gordionus sp. m RMFG-2023, 1735 nucleotides long. Its product is annotated as histone deacetylase 3-like. Gene Ontology annotation, cellular component: nucleus. The record is from RefSeq and is a predicted model, not a curated record. Bases 462 to 1631 code for a protein of 389 amino acids. The transcript is spliced from 13 exons. Gene Ontology annotation, molecular function: histone deacetylase activity. NCBI's taxonomy places the organism in Eukaryota, Metazoa, Nematomorpha, Gordioida, Chordodea, Parachordodidae.
AAAGAUCAUUUCAAACUCUGUUUUAAACAAAAGAAUAUUUUAUAAUUUAUAAAUCUUAAUUUUUUUAAUAAAUAAUUUACAUAUUUUUCAAAAACUCAAUUUAUAACCAAUUUCAAUAGAAAAUGGAUCCAAAUAUGGAAGGCCUGGUUCUAGUACGAAACAUCCCUAAUAACCAUCACUAGAUAAUAUUUGUGGGAAAUCUGAAUGAAGAUGCAAUUACUCUAGAUAGGGAUAAUGAUCAAAAAAAUUUCUAGCUUAGCUAUAGAAUAGAACAUUUUAAAUCAUUCAUAAAUAUUAUUUCCUCUAAACCUGAUCCACUUGUCCUCGUCUCCAAUAUUUUAGCAGUCAAUCCCUGCCACUCUUUACUAUUUUAGGAAAGACUUGAGUGACCUUCUGUCCCCAUCCUUUAUGCCCAGUUCAUUUCAAAUAUUGGAAUAGUUUUGAAAAGGGCCAAUCACCCAAUGAAACCACAUCGCUUAGCCUUAACACAUGAUCUUAUUUUAACAUAUAAAUUAGAUAAAUACAUGAAAUUAUAUAGACCAAAAAGGGCCAAUGAAGUUGACAUGUAUAAUUUUCAUUCCAAAGAAUAUAUUGAUUUUUUGAAAAACAAUAAAAUAAAAUUACAAGAUAACUCAAAAUUUCUAUCUAAAUUUAAUGUUGGAGAAGAUUGUCCUUUGUUCCCAAAUUUGUUUGAAUUUUGCUCUAUGUAUACUGGAGCAUCAUUAGAAGGAGCAUUACUAUUAAACCAUCAGCUAUGUGACAUUGCUAUAAAUUGGGCUGGCGGUUUACAUCAUGCAAAAAAAUUUGAAGCUUCUGGAUUUUGUUAUGUAAAUGACAUUGUUUUGGCAAUUAUAGAAUUACUUAAAUAUAAUCCUCGUGUUCUAUAUAUUGACAUUGACAUUCAUCAUGGUGAUGGUGUACAAGAAGCCUUUUAUCUUACUGAUAGAGUUAUGACAGUUAGUUUUCAUAAAUAUGGGAAUUUAUUUUUUCCUGGAACAGGUCAUAUUUAUGAAGUGGGGGCGGAAGCAGGAAAAUAUUAUGCCGUUAAUGUGCCAUUAAAAGAAGGUAUUGAUGAUGAAGCAUAUAGCUAUAUAUUCAAACCUAUCAUCAAAGACGUUGUACAAUUUUAUCAACCUAAUGUUAUUGUUCUUCAAUGUGGAGCAGAUUCAUUAUGCGGUGAUCGAUUAGGAUGUUUUAAUCUUAGUAUAAAUGGACAUGGACAAUGCGUUAAGUUCGUUAAAGAAUUGGGAAUCCCAUUAUUAAUUUUAGGUGGGGGCGGAUAUACAAUACGAAAUGUAGCUCGUUGUUGGGCUUAUGAAACAUCUCUCAUUUUGGAUAAGGAAAUCGAUAAUAAAAUUCCCGAAGAAUCUGAAUAUCGAAAUUAUUUUGGUCCGGAUUAUACUCUGCAUUAUGAAAUUCAUCCCAAAGUUGAAAAUCAAAAUUCUCGACAGCCUCAAGGUUUUAGCUUAAAAAAUGAUUCAACCUUAGGCCUUAGACGGAUCCCGAUAAAUAUCAUCCAGGCCUCAAGGCAUAACAAAUAUUUUUUCGGCACAUGUCUUAUGAUUGAGCCGUUUUUCAAUUUUAGGGAGAGCACAACAUCAGUAUCCAUCACCUUCAUUUUAAACUUUUAGACACCACUAGGAAAACUGUACAUGAUCAUUUAAAAUGUCUUGCUCAUGCACCUAGCGUUGAAUAUUCCCCUAUUAUUCAAGAUGCAUUUCCCUUGCCUACCAGC